Penicillium lagena is the source of this 870-nucleotide messenger RNA. RefSeq names its product alpha/beta fold hydrolase. Gene Ontology annotation, molecular function: catalytic activity. Bases 1 to 870 code for a protein of 289 amino acids. The record is from RefSeq and is a predicted model, not a curated record. Lineage: Eukaryota; Fungi; Ascomycota; Eurotiomycetes; Eurotiales; Aspergillaceae. The transcript has a single exon.
AUGAAGCCAAUUGCUAUCACGAACACCUUGAUCAAUGGAAGCCGGAUUGCCUACGGAGUUUACGGAGACGGUGAGCCAGUUGUUCUGCUACAUGGCACACCUUCGUCUUCUCUCAUCUGGCGCGACGUAAUUCCAGCGUUAGUUACGGCUGGUUACCGAGUCCACAUCUUUGAUCUGCUUGGAUAUGGGGUCUCCGAGCGCCCUUGGGAUCCAUCGAUCGAUACAUCGAUUUCCGGCCAGGUGAUAAUCUUAGAAGGCCUUUUGCAGCAUUGGAACCUCAACAGCACCCAUCUUGUGGCACACGACAUUGGUGGCGGUAUUGCGCAACGCUUUGCCAUCUCUUCACCGUGGCGCAUACGAACGUUGACCCUCAUUGAUGUUGUGAGUUUUGACAGCUAUCCCUCAAAACGGACGAAACAACAAAUGCGUGAAGGCCUUGAUAUCAUGAUCAAGGCAUCAGAGGAUAGUCAUAGGAGUCAUUUUGAAAAGUGGCUGUUAUCCGCAGUCCAGAACCAACAAAAACUAGCCGACAGCAGCCUAAAGACGUUUUUGGACUAUAUAUCUGGGCCCGUGGGACAGGCUAGUUUUUUCCAGCAUCAAGUUCGCCAUUAUGACCCAAAGCACACAAUGGAGGUCGCUGAGCGUCUUCCGGAAUUAGCUGGUCUUCCAGUCUACCUUAUUUGGGGUGCCAAUGAUGCUUGGCAGGUCUUGGACUGGGCAUAUCGGUUGAACCAGACUAUUCCUGGCUCAAAGCUGGACAUUGUAAACGACUGCGGCCAUUUCUCUCUGGAGGACAAACCAGAAGAAAUCUCAGUGUUGGUUACAGGAUUCUUGAAACAACACUCACAUGAUUCUGGGGGAAGAGCCUAA